AUGCGGUCCUCUUCUAUCACCCUCUUCGCCAUCCUGGCUUUCACCUCUUCGGUAUUCGCCGUUCCCGCCGGUCCCGUCGCUCCCCAGCCAUCGGCAGUACAGGUGAACACAAAUGCCGGCGUAAACGUCGGCUGGUGCACCUAUAGGAGGGAGGGGGUUACGACCCAAUGUAUGGCUGCUCCAAAGGGUCCUGCGCUGGACAAGACGGCAAACCAUGCAGCGGAGGCGAUGGCUACUACGUUUGCCCUGGAGCAUAGGAAUCGAAGGGGAACUAGACGUCGUUGGGGAUCGCAUGGAUGGAUGUGGGGUGGUCUGUCGUGGCGUCUACUGCUUGGGCGGUUUGACAGUACUCUUGAGAAGAGCCGGAAACUGGAUGCGCGUGCUGAGGUACAACCGAGGAGGGACUUAGCAGAGCUCGCCGGACCAGCUGCGGUUUCUCGCUUGAACUAG
This is a messenger RNA of Drepanopeziza brunnea f. sp. 'multigermtubi' MB_m1, 450 nucleotides long. The record is from RefSeq and is a predicted model, not a curated record. Lineage: Eukaryota; Fungi; Ascomycota; Leotiomycetes; Helotiales; Drepanopezizaceae.